AUGACUUCUCCACGUGUCGUCGACGAGGACGCGUAUACUGAGGGACUUGCUACCGUGGUUCAGCAGCGGUUCUUUCCCGACCUUCCUCGGCUCCGUUCAGAGGCUAUCGGGCUCGAAGCAGUGGACCCUGAUUCUUCAACAAGGGAGAUCGACACCAUGGAUUCUGUCCCGUCGAUCAUGACGUACCAGUCGCAAGUGACGUCAGAAGACAAUGCGUCUUUUGCAGAUCUAAUGCGGGAGGAACGCGCACAGAAAGAGGCAAGACGCGAAGCAUUGAAACCGCGUCCACGUGAGUGGAAGAGGACACGACCAGCCUCUAUUGUCUGGAGAGCUCCUAGCGCAGAGAUCUGCACCUGGACUGACGACUCCAGUGCUGCCCUAAAGCAGGGAACAGCACAGUUGGCUUUGCCGAUGCCACGUGGAUCAAAACAAGUUCGUGCUACCGCUGACGUAGUGCCGCACGCGACCCGAUUCACCCCUGAAAUGGCGGCGAACCCCACCUCGAUUAUUGGUCUCUCCACAAACUCUAAUUCGCAACAUUCUGGUCCCGCGGUAGAUUAUGAACGCGGUACUGUUAAUGGCUACACUCUUCUUGGCGCAAACGAGAUUGACGCUUCUCGUAGGUUGUCCUCGAGCUUUCGUGUUCCGGACACACCCCGUCGAGAGCUCUUACUUCGUCAGCAUGUCGAUCGAACACCCAAAUCAGUUGCUCGGACGCCAUCAACAUUGCUUCUGAGCACGCGUGGCUCACGCUUGACAGGACGGACACGAGUCAUUGACACUCCUAAGUUUUCCUGGACACCGAGUGCUAAUGCUCGUACUCCUAAACCUCCUCGCACGCCUCGUCAACUUUAA
This is a messenger RNA of Schizosaccharomyces japonicus yFS275, 855 nucleotides long. RefSeq names its product stress response protein Bis1. The record is from RefSeq and is a predicted model, not a curated record. The transcript has a single exon. The coding region runs from base 1 to 855 and encodes 284 amino acids. NCBI's taxonomy places the organism in Eukaryota, Fungi, Ascomycota, Schizosaccharomycetes, Schizosaccharomycetales, Schizosaccharomycetaceae. Gene Ontology annotation, cellular component: nucleus.